Messenger RNA from Bombus pascuorum, 2351 nucleotides. Its product is annotated as pickpocket protein 28-like. NCBI's taxonomy places the organism in Eukaryota, Metazoa, Arthropoda, Insecta, Hymenoptera, Apidae. Gene Ontology annotation, molecular function: ligand-gated sodium channel activity. The record is from RefSeq and is a predicted model, not a curated record. Gene Ontology annotation, biological process: sodium ion transmembrane transport. Gene Ontology annotation, cellular component: membrane. The transcript is spliced from 14 exons. Bases 179 to 2155 code for a protein of 658 amino acids.
UCUCAACAGUUGGUGAAAGGAACACUGGCACGACUUCCCUUUCCUAUCUCAUUGAAAAAUCGCGCCUCAUCAAGAUCAUCUUCGUUGCUCGAUAUACUCAGUAUUCGUAUAACGUACGAUGCUGUUCAGAGAGUGAAAUGUGAAGGAUUAUGGAGUUUUUAUGAAAUAAAGAACAGGUAUGGAUAGCAAUCGGGCAAUUCAGGAUAUCAAUGCAAUGCCGGUAAAGCUGUACUAUCGGGAUUAUUCGAAACCAGAGGACGAGAAUAAGGCAGAACCGAUCGAAACCGUUUACAGGACCACUGACAGGGCCACGCUGAAAUAUUUGAAGAAUCACGAUCCUAAUAUACCUUAUUCCAUCAACACUGUACAUCUACAGGACCCGUACAAACAUCCUCUUAAAUUAGAAGGAUACGCCACAGCAGAUAUUUUCAAAGUUCGACCAGCCUCGUUCAAGAUUAUGUACCGGACGAAGGAUACGACGUUAAGGUCUAGGCACAGCAAGAACGCGCUCAUCAAGAAAGAAAGUCCUCUAAUGCAUUAUGACAAUGACGACGACAAGAGUAUAAGUAAAAGUGACAAUCAACGAUGCAUAAGGAUUACGAACAUUAUGAAGCAAUAUUGUACGAAUAGUACUCUUCAUGGCCUGCGUUAUAUCGGAGAUUCGAAUUUGUCAAUUGUCGAGAGAAUAUUCUGGGUAAUUUCCUUUACACUAGCGGUCCUAACAGCCGCUUAUUAUAUUUGGUUCCUAUAUCGAAAGUGGGUUUCGACACCUAUUAUCAUUGCUCUCAGUCCAGAAUCGGUGUCCCUGGACCAGUUGCCGUUCCCCUCAGUUACCAUUUGUAACAUGAACAACGUAAAAAAAAGCGAGGCAGCUCGUAUAAACGCUGGGAACGAUAUACGAAAGAAGCUGUUAUUGGAGGAUAUGUGUCGUCUUGAAAGUAUGUCGCCUCGUAGUUUCAACGAGAGCACGAUAACUUGGGAUAACGUCUUGCGUUUUAUGAUCAACGUGUCGCAAUCUUGCACAGACAUGCUGCAUUUGUGUAAAUGGCACGGGAAUGUUACUGAUUGCGAGAAGAUAUUUAAUCCCACCAUGACGGAUGAAGGGAUGUGUUGUAAUUUCAAUUCUGUCGACAGAAAGUACCUGUUUUAUAACCCACGAGAUUGGUCCGACAUCAACAUGACGUUCCCAUUCAACAGCAUCGAUUGGAAUCCCGAAACCGGAUAUGAUGAAAACGUACCUCCAGAUUCCAUUCCAUGGAGACCGUACGGUGCUGGACAAUAUUAUGGUCUGACUCUGGUUCUUGAUGUGGACGUCGAUGAAUAUUACUGUUCAUCCACUGCUAGUGUUGGUUUCAAGAUGCUGCUGCAUAACCCGGUGGAGACACCAAAGAUCGCCGAAUUUGCGUUCACUGUGACUCCGGGCGAGGAGACUAGAGUGAUCAUAACGCCUCGAUUAUCGACCGCCAGCAAGUCGAUAAUCUCUGUUCCUCUAAAGAAGAGGAAGUGCUUCUUUACCUCGGAGAGAAAGCUACGUUACUACAGAACCUACACACAGAGGAACUGUAUCCUCGAAUGCGAGGCGAAUUUCACGCAGAAGAUCUGUCACUGCGUCCAGUAUUAUAUGCCCAAAUCUUCUAAUACGUUAAUCUGUGAGAAGAAAGACGAUACAUGUGCGAUGAAAGCUCGCAGAGCAAUGGAAGUUAAACUUUACGACGAUGAUAUUGGGAUAGCCUUAAACGUCUCUGAAACGCCAAGUUGCAACUGCUACCCCGGAUGCUUCGAGAUCGGUUACAACGUCGAAAUCUCACAGAGCAAACUGGUGUCCUCUUUCAUUGUUCCUGACAGCUACGUGAAGAAAAGCAAAGAAUACUUCUCUACCAACAUGGCGGUGGUCCACCUGUUCUUCGUCGAUUCUCAAUUCACUAAGUAUAUGAAGAACGAGUUGUUUGGUUUCACAGAAUUUCUAUCUAAUACUGGUGGCUUGUUGGGUCUCUUCAUGGGCUUUAGUUUCCUCUCUUUGGUGGAAAUCAUGUAUUUCGCGACAUUGCGAUUCUGGUGCCGCAUAUAUAAAAAGAGACAUGCUUCUCGUGAUAAUACUCUUCACGUGCAACCAUUCGACUCUAAUACUAACCUCGUUUAUCCAUUUGUACAAUGAUCUAUCUAUUCUUACUUUCUUUAAGAAACUUACUAAUUUUUGACAAAAGUUUUAUUGUCGUUAAUCGUUAGUAUAUAAAUUGCAUGUAAACAGAUGUUUGAUCUACAAAAAUGUGCGAUAUUAUGUAAUUUAUGAGUUUUUGAAUGUACUGUGAAGAAAUAUAUUUGAGAAUAUAAUGUGCUUCUCAACUAGUGUA